AUGUCUGGCUUGAGAAGUUUUGAUGCGUUCCCUAAGACGGAGGACCGACAUGUCAAAAAAUCCUCUAAAGGUGGGCUCUCGAGUAUUUUUACCUACCUUUUCCUGGCGUUCAUCGCCUGGAGCGAGUUUGGUAGCUUUUUCGGUGGAUACGUUGAUCAGCAAUAUGGAGUUGCCAGUAAUGUUCGGGAGACCGCACAGAUCAACAUGGACCUAUUUGUGCACACUCAGUGCAAGUGGUUGAAUGUUUUCGCCACCGAUAUCACUGGAGAUCGAAAAAUGGUGCAGAAGGAACUUUCGUUUGAGGACAUGCCUUUCUACAUCCCAUAUGGCACCAGCGUGAACAACAGGAACGAAAUUCAGACUCCCGGUUUGGACGAGAUUCUUUCAGAAGCCAUUCCGGCGAAAUUCCGUGAAAAGCUGGACUUUUCUGCCCUUAGUGAGAACCAGGACUUCGAUGGAUGUCACAUUUUCGGCUCGAUUCCUGUGAACAUGGUACGAGGUGAUCUUGUCAUUACCGUUCGUGGCUUUAGUCUCUCUGAUUUUCAAAGAACCCCGCCAGAGGCCAUCAACUUUUCCCAUGUGUUCAACGAGCUUUCGUUCGGCGAUUUCUAUCCCUACAUUGACAACCCGCUCGACAGAGCGGGCCGCCUUACCAACGAUCCUGGUAUGAGCUACCGCUACCACACGUCCGUAGUCCCCACCACCUACAGAAAACUGGGUGCGGAAGUAUACACCAACCAAUACUCGUUGGGCGAGACAGAGUCUACAGUUCCGAUCCAUCAAGUUAGAAGAGGAUCCGUGGCCGGUAUUACUCUUUCUUAUGAUUUCGAAGCACUAUCUAUAACCGUAAGCGAUGAACGUAUAUCGUUUUGGCAGUUUAUUGUGCGAUUAGUCGCAAUCUUGUCAUUCAUCGUCUACAUCGUUUCCUGGACUUUUAGAUUCACCGACAAGCUACUGGUGGUCAGUUUGGGUCCUAGAUGGUCGCUUCGCUAUCAAAACGACAAUCGUCAAAAUUCUGGAAUUUUAGAAUAA
Molecule: messenger RNA, 1032 nt
Organism: Lachancea lanzarotensis
Lineage: Eukaryota; Fungi; Ascomycota; Saccharomycetes; Saccharomycetales; Saccharomycetaceae
Gene: ERV41
Product: LALA0S03e08240g1_1
Exons: 2
Coding region: 1-1032 (343 amino acids)
Biological process (GO): endoplasmic reticulum to Golgi vesicle-mediated transport; retrograde vesicle-mediated transport, Golgi to endoplasmic reticulum
Cellular component (GO): Golgi membrane; endoplasmic reticulum; endoplasmic reticulum membrane
Source: RefSeq, a predicted model, not a curated record